This is a messenger RNA of Dendrobium catenatum, 1643 nucleotides long. RefSeq names its product chaperone protein dnaJ C76, chloroplastic. The coding region runs from base 75 to 1520 and encodes 481 amino acids. The record is from RefSeq and is a predicted model, not a curated record. Lineage: Eukaryota; Viridiplantae; Streptophyta; Magnoliopsida; Asparagales; Orchidaceae. The transcript is spliced from 4 exons.
UCAGAAGCAACUGCAAAAUAUCUUUCAACGAACGACCAUUUAAAGAUCGGUAAUAGAACAACAAACCAAACAGAAUGGCCUCCGCCGCUCUUUCUGUGAAUGGCGCAAAGGCCUCUCCAUGGGUUACUGCGUGCGGAUUCAAGAAGCAAUGGAAGAAUCAGAGUGCCCGCCUGAAGGAUAUCCGUUGCGAGGCCAGAAGCGGCGGCGGCGGCGGCGGAAGGCGUGGAUCGGCGGUGGCUUCAUGGGCGGGGGAAUAUGAUCUCUAUUCUCUGCUUGGGGUGGAGAGGACGUCGGAGACGGGGGAAAUAAGGAAGGCGUAUCGUGCGUUGCAGAAGAAGUGCCAUCCGGACAUCGCCGGGCCUGUGGGUCACGAUAUGGCCAUUCUCCUCAACCAAGUUUAUUCGGUGCUCUCUGAUCCAGCUUCACGUUAUGCUUAUGAUCGGGAGAGAUCCAAACACCUAGAAUUUCAAGGAUACACGGGCAAACCUAUUUACUCUAGAUGGCUUGGAAAUCAGGCAGAACAACGAGCGGUUUUCGUCGAUGAGGUCAAGUGCAUUGGCUGCUUGAAAUGUGCUCUGCAUGCAAACAAUACAUUUGCUAUUGAAUCAGCUUAUGGCCGUGCAAGAGUAGUCGCACAGUGGGCUGAUUCGGAGGACAAGAUCUUCGAUGCAAUAAAAACCUGUCCGGUGGAUUGCAUAUCGGUUGUGGAGAGGUCAGACCUUGCCGCCCUUGAAUUCCUUAUGUCAAAGCAGCCGCGUGGCUAUGUGAGGAUGACGGGAGGCAACAAUGUAGGGGUACGGGUGGCCAACGUAUUCGAUGAGGUGAAAAAGUUUCAGAGGAAGUUCGAUGAGAUGAACGCUAAAGCAUCAGCCAAAAAUUCACAGGAGUCUGAUCUCCAAAAAAAAUCCAGAACUUCAGUUAUGGAUGCAGUCAGAUCAAUUUCAAACUGGUUGUAUUGGCAAAAGGUCAGCUCAGCAGAAACUCAGCUAAGUCUCACAGACUCUUCAACAAAACCAUCACCACCAAAUGUCAAAAAACUUCAAGAAGCUGCAGCCAAAUUGAAAGCAAGAGCAACAACAGGAUUCGCUAACAGGCCUACAGCAAGCCAUGAUGAUGAAGAAUACUGGACACCAUUGCUUACCCUUCCAACCCAAUCGGCCAGCAGCUUAACUACUUCAUCGGCUUCUGGCAAGCCAGAGCCUCAAAUAGGUUCUACUAUAAAAGAAAAGAACAAUGAAGCUAUUGAUGAGGAAAUAAGCAGGCAAAACAAGACAAACCCUUUGGCUCUUGGAAUUCCAUUAUCAAUGGCAGUAAUAUCAGCGGUUGUUAAUGGAUCCAAAGGCAGAGAUUCAAGCUUCGGCCAUGGCUUGCAAGAACAUAUAGGUGGGUCUUUUGCUUUGGAAAUUGUCAACAGUUUUGAGCUUCAGGUUAUAUUGGCAGGUAUCACUUGGUUUUUUAUUGGUCUGGUUAUUGUUACAGUUAUUGGAUUUUUUGGAGAGAAGGAUGUUUCUAGAAGAUGAAUGAGAUUGGUUCUUAACAGUAUAGAAGCAUAGGGCUUUAGAAUUAUACAGGAACAUUUCAAUAUAUAGUAUGUAUAUAUUUGCAGUUUGGAUUUUAAAUAUAGCUCCAUCAUUUUAUAUGAA